AUGCCGAAUGCCACGGAACUUAUAACAAAAACCCUUUCUGGAGACAGCAGAUCAGGACUGGCCAACAUCCGACCUCUAAUGAUGUCUUGGAAAGAGGGAUUUGUUUCGGGUAUUCAUGAGAUUCUGGAACCUCUAAAUGAGUACACGCAGUUACUAGCUCAGAAGCUUGGCCAAAUUGUGAUCAUCACUGGAACUGCAUUCGAUCAAGAUUUUGAUGGUAUCGCUGACUCAGAAAAGAGGUAAUA
Molecule: messenger RNA, 245 nt
Organism: Cylicostephanus goldi
Lineage: Eukaryota; Metazoa; Nematoda; Chromadorea; Rhabditida; Strongylidae
Source: the annotation of a GenBank genome assembly